UCUAAUUGGAAAUGGAAGAAAUAGCAAAGGCGAAAGUAUUCAGCAAAUUUUUGCAACUCCCUUUCAUAGCUACUACAUUGGGAAACAGAAUUCAGUAAUUGAUUAAAAAUUAGUUGCAAAUGUAAUAUCACGUUAACGUAGUAUUGGCCCUUAAUGGGUUAAAAUAAACGAUUUGAUUGGUGGAGAUAUUGGUCGAGAUAUUUGUUGAAAAAGCAGCUCGAGCUUUAAUCUCGGGUCGCAAGGGCUAUCGAAACGUGGCAUUUGUCUCUUUUUGCCACUCGGCUUUGGUAAAGUCGAAGGUCUGUUCAGUGCGGAUCAAAGAGUUCCUUCGCGAUUCUCGUCCCGAGCAGAGGUUCUAGAGGAGAAGAGAGAAAAUUUACAAAUAGUGCGAAUAACAGUCUGAUCGAAUCAUCGGAGAGUUGAAGGAAGAAUAUCUGAAGUAAUUUACGGUUGUUGUUUCUACCAUUGUGAUAAGCGAAAUGACCAAAGUGUCAGGAAUGAUAGAGACGGAAGACGUCGUUGGCAAGCCAACUCUGGUACGACGUAUGUCCAAUAUGCUGAAAGAUGGAAGUAACAGUGGACCACCGAUGCUGUUUCGCCACGCCUCGAUGCAGAAGAUUCGUCAUUGCUGCCAAAACCUAAAUCUCUUUCCAUAUCUGCUCUACUCCUUUGGUAACUCGAAAUCGCAUCCAGUUGCACAAAAGAUGCACCAUUGCCUUGGCCAGUUUCUUCAGCUCAUCACCGCGAGGAUCUUCUUCUUAUGCAGGAAUUUCCGACAGUCGCUGAUACGCGGUAUUCCUUCGAAGGAGUUUGAAGUAACGGAGCCACCAAAGAGCGCCGAAUUUUGCAAGUUAACUCCACGAUUCCGAAUGACCAGGCUACAGAAACGAAAACAAGAUAGCCGCCUGUUCUUGACCCUAGCUGUGUACUUCGCCCCUCUGCUAUUGGUUUUCCAAUUGAUCGGGCUGGCCAGUGCGAUGGUCUUUGGAAAGUACACGCCCGGUUUCAUUUUUUUGAUCUCCGCCCUGUUGUUCCUCGGAUGUAUCUCGCUCAAGAUUCUCUUCCACGAGAGCGCCGAGGAGAGUCGUAAAAGUGUGAAAAUCAAAAUGGAAUGAUCAUGUUCCGGCUGUUGUUGCCUAUCUCAGCCAUCAUUCUGCGAUCAGACUGUUUAUCAGAUAAUAGACCAGAUAGUAUUGAGAGUCUUGGUCUCUUUUACAGUUCCCCAUUGUCGCAUUUGAUUACUUAAACGACGCGAUGCCAGAUAGAGCUUACAUAUUACUUCUGUAUAUCGCAUGAAACUAGUUUGUCCAUGCUUGUUCAUACCCUUUUUUUAUUCCCUCAUACUCUGCCUUUUUCACUCUCUCUUUUUCUUCCUUUCUCUCUUUCUGUAAUAUACAUGUGUAUGUUAAUUGUCCAUCGAUGGCUUUCUAGUUAGUCUAGAAUUUCGAGUCGAUUGGUUCACAAGUUCUACGAUAUUUUUUUUUUUUUUUUUUACAUUUCGUUAUUAUCGGACUGAUACAUGUAAUCGUACGCGUAAGUAACGUAGUUGCAACGUUAGAGGAUAGACAGUUUGUAACCACGUACUUCAGAUUACGAAUACGUUCUUUUUUUGAAGAAGUUUGUACAACAUAUGUAUUGCUUUUAUCUACGCAUAAUCGUUGUUCUUCCUUUUAUUUCUCUUUUUUUUUUUUAACUUCUUUUCGUUUUCUCGAAUUACAACUUCCGAGAGUUACUUAGCAUUUUAUAGGCGCCAUAUGAAUGCUGUGUACACAUGUGAAUGAAAUGCAAUUUAAUAGUUACCUGGAUAAUAUAUCGCGGUUAUCCUCUACGGCAGAAGACUGAAAAUCGUUUUAAUAUAAAAGUUGUAUAUAAAAGAGGAGAAGAUAUAUAUUAAAAUAUACUACGUUAUAUAUGUAUACAUAAUGCGAGAAAAUGAUUUAUUCUAUAUCGUAAGGUUAUAUUAGCUGUCGCUCGUCAAAAUGACUUGAUGUGUCCACUAAAAUGAAUUAGGGUAAUCUGUGAUCAAGUGGAUCCAAGUUUUUCGCGGCCAUUCGCUAUCCUACUUACUUAAGUACGAUAAGGAGACAUGUAACUUUGAUCUUUUUUUUUUUUUUAAAUAUAUAUUACAUCUUACGUAAGACGUUGUACUUUUCUUUUCUUUUAAGAUUGUACGCAUUUGCGGUUUAAUCUAUUCUUAUCGUCAAUGAAGUAAAAGUAAGAGAAUGAAGCAAAUGUACAUGGAGACGUCAACCAGACUAUUGUAUUGCUUUCCAGCGCUCCCAUAUGCUUUCGGCUGCAUACCAGCAGCGUGUGCAAUCACACGGGCGACGUAACUUUGUUCGUGCACGCUAUGAAACAAAUGUGCAAACGGUCCUAAAUGACAAAAGUUUGUCGAUUAAUUUAAUAAUUAUCGCGUUACUUUUUUUAUAUAUAUAAUAUAUAAAUCAUCGACGCGUUAUACCUAUUGCAUAGACAGCGACAUCACCGCCUCCGUGAUAAGCUUCGUCAGAUAUGAUAGUUGCCUGUUGACUGUACGUAUACGCGGUUGUAUUUUCUUCGGAAGGAUCCAUCCUGACGAUGGAACCAUUCUUGAGCGUCGUGUACGCCAUGUUAUUCGGCCCCCCUGUGCUGUACGUCAGUGUUGUAUAUGGAAUUCCAUCGCGUUUGGACUUCUGAGCUAUACCUGUAAGACGAAUGAAUUAAUAAUUCAUAUUAAAAUCUCAUUUGAAAUGUAUUUAACAUUAAAGUUUUACAAUGUAUUUCAGUAAAAAAGUUUAAUUAGUUUUAAUAAAUAAAACGAUUCGUAGUAUCUUAAAAAAUACUUUGCCACAAAAAUAAAAUAAAGAUUCAUGAAUAUAAACAA
This is a messenger RNA of Bombus pascuorum, 2863 nucleotides long. RefSeq lists its product as uncharacterized. Lineage: Eukaryota; Metazoa; Arthropoda; Insecta; Hymenoptera; Apidae. The record is from RefSeq and is a predicted model, not a curated record. The coding region runs from base 480 to 1115 and encodes 211 amino acids. The transcript is spliced from 3 exons.